AUGGUAUUAGUAAAGCCUGUCAAGCCCAGAGAGACAUGGGAGAAGAUAUUGAACUCUAUCCCAGAACUCCGAGCAUUUACUUCUUUUGUUUCGUGGUACUUGGGCAAGAUAGACUUUUCCAGUAUUCAUAUUUCUAGACCACAAUCAUUAAAUUACCUAUUUACUUCAACUACCAGAUUAACUAGAAAGUAUUCCUCAACCUGUUUGAAACCGUAUAUCGUUCAUUUAAAAUCUUUGGUUUCAUUAAGGAACUUAUGGAUUCUUGCACAUAUGGCCACAAUUAGCGGGACUUUAACCCAGACAUACUCUUCAUUCUAUGGCAUGAACUACACAACUGGCUAUAACUUGGCCAGUUAUUCAACGAUGCUUACUUAUGCACUAGUGGUAUAUCGUCAUACAUUAUUGUUAUCCCGACAAUGGUCCAGUUCGAACUCCCCUGAACUCCCAUUCUCCACCGUUUUAAGAUCAGAAAACACCCAUCUUUUAGUCAUGGCCAUAUUAGUUGCCACAAGUGAGCCAAAUAUCCUCAAGUUAUGUUCCUUUUCUAUAUAUUCAUUUAUGAAUUUAUCAGACUUAUUAUCAAGGGAUAUCUUUAAGAAUACCCAAGUAAUGGUAGCUGCAGGUCCGCUUUUGAACUGCUUGGAGUAUCCUUUACUAAUAAUUGCCGCAAAAGCAGAUAUAGCGGUGGUUGCAAUUUAUCUUCGUGAAUCAAUCGCCACAGGGCAUAUGUACAAAUUUCUUUUGUAUAUAUUCGUUUUCGGCUUAAGAAUGGAGUCAUCAGAAUCAUGCAGAAUUGCAUUUCAUAAUGCGUUGAUGUUGAUUCAUGCUGGUCUUGUGAAAGCAAAUGCACCAUUAAGUGUUUUGGACAAUUGGAUACGAUUUGAAGAAUUUUGUAAUAUUUUCGUCCCUUCUUUAGUUCAAUUGUCUGCCUUAGCAAAGGAAGGGAACCAAAAAAUUGAGAAUGAAUUGGAUGAAAGCGAUGAAAACGAAGAGGUAGAUGUAAUUGAGGUAGAAACAGGUAUUGACAUAUACAAAGAUGAAUUGGAAUCUAUUGAAUCAUCGGAAUCCGAAGAGUUUGAAUAUAUAUUUGAUAUAAUUAGUGAAUAA
This is a messenger RNA of [Candida] anglica, 1107 nucleotides long. Lineage: Eukaryota; Fungi; Ascomycota; Pichiomycetes; Serinales; Debaryomycetaceae. The record is from the annotation of a GenBank genome assembly.